Cheilinus undulatus (humphead wrasse) is the source of this 4089-nucleotide messenger RNA. RefSeq names its product MAPK activated protein kinase 5 (gene mapkapk5). Gene Ontology annotation, cellular component: cytoplasm; nucleus. Bases 919 to 2334 code for a protein of 471 amino acids. The record is from RefSeq and is a predicted model, not a curated record. Gene Ontology annotation, biological process: protein autophosphorylation; peptidyl-serine phosphorylation; negative regulation of TOR signaling. Lineage: Eukaryota; Metazoa; Chordata; Actinopteri; Labriformes; Labridae. The transcript has 14 exons. Gene Ontology annotation, molecular function: ATP binding; mitogen-activated protein kinase binding; calmodulin binding.
CUACAGGAUUAGCAAAAUAGUCCAGAGAUGCGUGUAUCUCCGUGGUCACCGCUGAAUACAUUUCAAUAAACCCAUCAUAUAACUGCAGUUCUCUUGUUUAAGUACCGAACGAUGUUUCUCUUUUGUCCAGCCUUCCUGAAGACUGAUAAUAAUAUGUGGCUUUGAGUGGAGGUUGGAUAUAAACUUGCCGACUGGGCUGUCGUCGGCUAGCGCUUUAGCCAGCUCAGCUCGACGACAUAAAAGGCUGCUCUGUCUCUGGAAACACUGUGUGCUCGUUGUGUCAGAUCAAAACGACGGUCAAAUAGGAAUUUAUUGGUGAUUUUCAGAUUGUAUCUUUUGUUUUAGUUGACGUUCACGCUCGACUUGGUUGUGUAAUCGUCUGCCCUGACCGCGGGAUGGAGUAACAUUAGCUCACUUGCUAGUAACUAGCUAACCACAACUUAGCGGGUCCGCUGUGUCUUUGCAGCGUUAGCAGAGCACUGCUGUCGUUGUGCUGGCUAAAAAUACACUUCUUGCACCCCGGAAAGUGGUGGGCAAGUCCUCGUUGGACCUGUCUUGGGCUUUUCUAUACACUUUGAUCGGACUUUGAAACUCUACAUGGUCACUACAGUGGAUUCAAGGCGACUUGAAGAGCGAGUCGGACCCCGUGGUUGGGAGCCGAGGUGGCCUGAUUUAACGUCACAUCAGACCGGCUGGUGGGCUCCAGGUCCCCGAGAGAGCGAAAUCCGGCUGUGGCUGAGUGGCGGCCUGAUAUCAUUUCAUCCUAAUGGCCUUCAUCUGUCAUCAGUAGUGAUAUAACAAGCCUUGGUCUAGCCCAGGUUUGCAGAACUUUGUAAAGGUCAGAGACAAACACCUUGUUUCUACUGUCAACUGUCUGGGUUUGGCAAGACAGACUUCAUCUGUCCAGAUCAAAACACCAUGUCGGAAGAUAACAACGCAGACAAGUUUAUCAAGGAGACAUCCAUUCUUGAUGAGUACAACAUAAACUGGACACAGAAGUUGGGGGCGGGCAUCAGUGGACCUGUCAGAGUUUGUGUGAAGAAGUCAUCUCAGGAACGCCUUGCCCUGAAGAUCCUCAUUGAUCGCCCCAAAGCCAGAAAUGAGGUGCGUCUUCAUAUGAUGUGCGCCAACCAUCCAAACAUUGUGCAAAUCCUUGAGGUUUACGCCAACAGUGUCCAGUUCCCGCAUGAGUCCAGUCCAAGAGCAAGACUCCUGAUCGUUAUGGAGAUGAUGGAGGGGGGUGAGCUGUUCCACAGAAUCAGCCAGCACAGGCACUUUACCGAAAAGAUGGCCAGCCAGGUCACUAAACAGAUCAGUCAAGCCUUGGAACAUUGUCACUCUCUAAAUAUUGCACAUCGUGACCUGAAGCCAGAGAACCUGCUCUUUAAGGAUAACUCUCUGGAUGCACCUGUGAAGUUGUGUGACUUUGGCUUUGCCAAAAUUGAUCAAGGAGACUUGAUGACCCCUCAGUUCACCCCCUACUACGUAGCACCUCAGGUACUUGAGGCUCAAAGAAGACACCAGAAAGAAAAGUCUGGAAUUAUACCUACCUCACCUACUCCUUAUACCUAUAACAAGAGCUGUGACUUGUGGUCUCUUGGUGUGAUUAUCUACGUGAUGCUGUGUGGUUAUCCCCCCUUCUACUCCAAACACCACAGUCGCACCAUCCCGAAGGACAUGAGAAAGAAGAUUAUGACGGGAAGCUUUGACUUUCCUGAAGAUGAGUGGAGUCAGAUCUCUGAAAUGGCCAAGGACAUCGUACGCAAGCUGCUGAAAGUGAAGCCAGAGGAGAGGCUCACUAUUGAAGGAGUUUUGGCUCACCCUUGGCUCAACUGCACUGAGGCCCUUGACAACGUGCUGCCCUCUGCCCAAAUGAUGAUGGACAAGGCAGUAGUCGCGGGUAUCCAGCAGGCUCACGCAGAGCAGUUGGCCAACAUGAGAAUUCAGGAUCUUAACGUCAGCCUGAAGCCUCUGAACUCAGUCAACAACCCAAUCCUCAGGAAACGGAAACUACUUGGCACAAAGCCCAGUGAUGGUUUCUUCAUUCAUGACCCAGAGAAUGGAGGGGAUGACUCUAACGUUGCGCUGGAAAAACUACGAGAUGUCAUUGCACAGUGUAUACUACCACAAGCUGGAGAGAACGAGGAUGAGAAGCUGAAUGAGGUGAUGUAUGAAGCGUGGCGGUUCAACAGAGACUGUAAACUGCUGAGAGAUGGCCUGCAGGGGCUCAGCUGGGAUGGACGCUCCUUCUCUGAUAAAGUCGACCGGCUGAAGUUGGCUGAAAUAGUGAAACAGGCCAUCGAAGAGAAAACAAAUCUGGAAGAAUCACAUUAGCAAACGCUGUCUUUCUAUCCUCUUUUAUAUUGUUUAUUAUUGCCCUUUUAAACUCGCGUGUAAAGAGGCUUUUCUAUGUGAAAUGAUGCGCUAAGUUUUGUUUUUUUUCAUGAACUCACUUGCAAAGACAUUGUAUAGCUGUAGAAAUAUUUCAAAGAGGACUUGUUGGUACUAGAAUUUUUUAUUGGACAUUUGCAAAGAACACUGAAGAAAAAUAUAUUUUCAUUUUUGCAAAAAAAGACAGAAAAGAAGAGAAAAAACUGUAAAACAAUUUAUUUUCAAGCAGGGAGUUUUUAUCAGCUCUCUGUCCCAGACAUCAACUUUUUUUUUAAUCCCAGUAAAUUCAUUUUAUUCUAUUUUAUUUCCUUUUAACCUUCCUAAGAAUUUUAUUUAUUUAAACAAAGAUUUUCAUUAUUUUAUAUCUUACUUGUAGCCUGGCAGUGGGCUCUAAAGUUGAGAGAAGCUAACUGCAACGUGACUUUGUUCUUCCACACAAACUCUGAAUCUCAGACUGAGUUUAAAUUAUAUCAGUUUUUGUUGUUGUGUAACUUUGCCUUGAUCUCGUUUUUUUAUUUGGUCAAGGCAGUAUGGAAAUGGAGAAAAGGUGUCAUGAAAUAGACAAAUUAAACCUCAGAUUUCCUUGUCAUUAACUACUUUUGAAGAGACUUUAUAAAAUAGACCGAAAAAGUAAAAACACUAUGGCUUGGUUUCUUUUUUUUUUCCCAACAAUAACAAUCUUGACACAACGCCCAGUUGCUAGAUUUAUUUUGUAGCUUGCGAUUGUCUCACAGCUUUCUUUAUAAUCUUAUUUCAGCCUAUGGGAAGCUAUUUCAAGCUCUAGUUGAGUUAGGACUUGCUUGUCUAUCUUGACGUUCAAACUCAGUUUAACUCAACAUGAAAAGAUGACUGUGAGCUUAUGAGGUUUAAUCAGCAGGUAAAAUGAAGUGAACCUUUCCAAAUAAAAGUGCAAAAAAUGCUUUAUAUACAUCCUACCGUGUCUGAUAGGAUUCUGAAAGAUCUUAUAAAGAUUAUAGUUUUUCUCAGAGGAUUGGUGAUAAGGGAUGACUGAUGUUUCCCUCAUAGUUGGUUUGCUUUUUGACUUCAGCUUGCCAAUUAAUAUUCAAGUGUGUUUGAGGGCGUUUGGGUGUUGGCUUUACUUUGCCUUUCUGACUAAUUAUGUCAUAGCUUUUGGUUUGUUCUUGAAAUAUGGUCACCUAAAUCUAGCUUUUAAUUCUUCAAAAGCAAGGGCUUUUAUUAUUGUCUAAGCAGAUGCUUAAUCGAACAAAACACCUUAAACAUAUAAGACUACUCAUUUUAAGUUGUCCUUAUGUGACUUGUUCUGAGCUCUGUUGAUUUAAAGAAACAUCUAAUAUAGUGCAGACUAGAAUUAAAGAUAUAUUAAGUUAAGAUAUAUUAGUUUUUUUAAGCCUGAGCUACAGUGCCAUGAAAAAGUAUCUGUCCCCUCUCUGAUUCCUGAAUUUUUUGCAUAUUUAUCCCACUUAAAUGUUUCAGAUCAUCCAACCAAUUUUAAUAUCUCACAAAAACAACCCAAGUAAAUACAAAAUCUAGUUUCUAAAUGAUGAUUUCAUUUAUCAAGGGGGAAACCUAUCUGACCCUAUGUAAUUGCCCUCUUGUAAAUCACGAGUUAACUGUGAUUAACCACAGUUCUUGGAAAGCUGAGUUCAGUUUCCUUGGCAACAUCCAGGCCUGAUUACCUUUAGAGUUGUUGAAUCAAGAAAUCACUUAAAUAGAAGC